Molecule: messenger RNA, 681 nt
Organism: Salvia hispanica
Lineage: Eukaryota; Viridiplantae; Streptophyta; Magnoliopsida; Lamiales; Lamiaceae
Source: RefSeq, a predicted model, not a curated record
AUUUGAUUGGUUGGUAAAUGUUUAGAGGAAUAAUACUCAUGCACUAGAAGGAUUCGACAAAUUCCUAUAUAAAGAAGACCAAAGUCAUACAUUUGCAUCCAAUUUUAAUCAUCUCCACAUUCAUAAAAUAAUAGUAUAAACUCAUGGCCUCCCUUCAGGUUGAUCAUGCAAGUGAUGUGAUCACGGAAGCUGAAGUUACCAGUAAAGAGCCGUCUCCGGCGGCGGCGGCGCCGGAAAAUGCUAAACCCUUGGAUGUGGAGGACGAGGAAGAUCUGGAAGACUUGACCGAGCCAACGUACGAAGAGAAGGUUGGGAAUUCCGACGACGAAGAUGCCGAAUACUCGCCCUUCAUGGAGAGGGAAGAAGAAGGAGAAGAAGCGGCGCCGCCUUUAAGUUACGGAGGAGGACCGGCCACCUUCGACGAUUUUAAUGAAGAUGAUGACGAGGACGACAUCGUUUAAUCGAUAGUUGACGAGGACGACAUCGUUUAAUCAAAUAAUCUCAACAUUAUAAGCCAAAAUAUUUAUGUAAGGAAUUUGAGUUGGCUUUCUUUUGUGGGAUCAUGGUGUUGUUUAGGUUAUAUAACUAUAUGGAGUAUAUUAUAGGCUUGUUUACCCAUAUUAUUGAAUACGAUUUAUAAGAAUGUAAUAUUCGAAAUUAUAAUUUAUGAUUGAUUGUUAA